Messenger RNA from Marchantia polymorpha subsp. ruderalis, 2045 nucleotides. Lineage: Eukaryota; Viridiplantae; Streptophyta; Marchantiopsida; Marchantiales; Marchantiaceae. The record is from the annotation of a GenBank genome assembly.
AUUGCAAGCAUAUAUCGGGAACGAAUCCUGCCGUUGUGGUCUUGUUGCGUAGCCUGACUACAGGUGCCCCGCCCAACCACGAUAUCACGACGCAUCUCUGCCUGCCUGGGUGGGGUGCCUGGGAAAGUUGAAUCAACUAUGCUGAGAGAUUUUCAGUGGAGGGCAAUCCAGGACUUCGAGCGAGCAGGGAUGCCGAAGGAAACUGUGCUGCGAGUCUGCAGAUACUGACGAGGCUCGGAUGACGGGUUGAAGCUUCGGCGAAUCAGUGGUUCAAAGACCAUGAACCAGAAGAUUCAGGAUGUUCUCGACCCUAAGUUUGAAAACGUCGAAGUAAUCUAUGCUGCCGUCAAGAGGAGGCAGGCAGGAAUCAUCAAGGCAUUGACGAUGGAGUCGGACGAACUCUUUCGACAAUGUGACCCAGAGACGGACAACUUGUGCUUGUACGGGCUACCGGAUGGAGGAUGGAAAGUUGCACUUCCAGCACAAGAUGUUCCUACAGAACUUCCAGAACCUGCCCUAGGGAUAAAUUUUGCCAGGGACGGAAUGUCACGCCAAGAUUGGUUGACUCUAAUUGCCCUACACAGUGAUGCUUGGCUCCUCGCGAUAGCGUCCUUUUACGGCGCUGAGCUCACCAGAAACGAAAGAAAACGGCUUCUCGUCAUGCUUGGCGACUCACCCACGUCCUACGAUAUAGUCACUGGCAAGAACGUCGACGAUUCUCUUGACUACAGCAGAGUUCAUCACAUCAAGGCCAUCGACGCUUGCAGUCUUCCCAUGAUCACGGGCGGGUCCAAGGACGAAAUUCGAGUAAAGCAAGUGAUCACGGACGAGAAUGACAGAGGCAGAAUGAUCUCGAAUCAUACGUUCUUGGCGCCAAAAGCGGUGACCAACCCCGCAACUCCACACAAACAAUGGGAGCAAGUGCUGCCGGCAAUUCCUCGAUCUGUCGAAAAUUGUAGGAAUCAAUUCGCGGAGCCAGCAAAAGUAGUGUCUGAAGCUCCCUGCGUGCCGGAGAUGGCUCAGUCCAUUCACAUGAACGCAACUGCUGCAGUCGAUGAUUUGUCAGUGCCCCAGGCAGAUCCCGAGGUGCCGGAGGCCAGCGGCUCUGCACCUCGCGAGAGAGAGAGGCCCCCUGCCCGCCUCCGGACCAAGAGGCAAACGAAGCCAAGAAACACGUUCGCUUUGGAUUUCCUCGACACCGUGGACUUCUCGUCAGACGACGACGACGGCGACGACCGUGACGGCACCGUCUGCGAAAUCUGUCGAGCCGGGAACGUUGGCGACAGCGUGACCCACUGGGUGGCAUGCGAUUGCUGCGAGAAGUGGUUCCACUGCAAGUGCGUCAAAAUCACGCCGGCCAAAGCGCAGCAUCUGAAGCUCUACAAGUGCCCGACGUGCGCCAGCAAGAAGGCUCCCUUUCAGCUGUUUUGAAUCUGAGUCCGGGACCACACCGGUCACACCGGUCGGACCGAAUCACGCACGGUACGGUACAGACGAGGACGGGUGACAACGCCUGCUCCGCCCGCGCGUACCUUUCUCUUUGUCGAUGCGACAAGCACGUCUGCGACUGCAAUCACGGUAGACGUACAGACGGAGCCCUCUGUCAGAAGCGGUCGAGGCGAACGAGAAUCGUAGAUUCUGAAGAAACCUCAGAAUGAAGACGCAAGCUUGUACACGUCAGCGCAUCUGAUGCCUUCCUUGGAUUCUUCCCGUGUCGCUGCGCUUACUGCAGUUGGAGGACAAGCGCGCGCUUGAUCUUCGUAGACCAUGUGUAUCGUCUUACUGCGCAAGGUAUCGUAGACGUAGAAGACGUGGGGUCGGAAUACUGUACAUGGACGAAAGGCAAGGUUGUCUCGUUUGGUCGUGGUCGACUUUCCUGAAGCUAGGAUGAAACGCCGGCGGAUGCUGAACAUAGUGGACGAUUUUAUUGCACAGUUCAUGUUGGAAUGUGACACGACGUUCGUAUUAUGUCUAUACGUAGUUAGAAACGUGGAUUGUUCUUGAGUAACCUACUUAGUAGAUUCGAACGAGAUAUUGACCGGUCC